Molecule: messenger RNA, 842 nt
Organism: Aureobasidium subglaciale EXF-2481
Lineage: Eukaryota; Fungi; Ascomycota; Dothideomycetes; Dothideales; Saccotheciaceae
Exons: 1
Coding region: 226-735 (169 amino acids)
Source: RefSeq, a predicted model, not a curated record
CCGAGAACGAUUGGACGCGCUCGAGUCCGCGUAGAAGGGACGCCGUAACACAUGCAUUGCAGUAGCUGGGAGAUACUCGAUCGGGGCGAAAGCCAUGACGGGAGGAUGAGAAUUGUCUUGCGAAGGUCAUGUUUCGUUUAUAGAAAUUGCAUACGAAGGAAAAACAACAAAAGACUGGGCAACACACGAGCCAGCGAGUGACACACGUGGACAGCGAUUGGCUGAAUGGCUGGGGUCGCGCUUUCUCUCUCAGCCUUUGCUUUCUGGUCUGUGCCCGAAAAAGCCCGUCAGUCCUCGUCCUUGAACCACGCAUCGUCCUCGACUCUCUCUCCUUACCUACCACCCUCGAGGCCUUGUGACUUUCUGUCAUCUUCACCUCUUGCUGUUCUGGUUUUGCUUGGAUUAGCACAAUCAUCUACAGACUCGACCAAUCGACCGCUUGCACGCCCAUAUUUCGCCGUCGACCUCGACCCAAGACUGGUGAUCGGCCAACAAAUAGCCUUCAGCCGCUUUCGCGUACCACUACCACUACCCAGGAACCUCUCGCUGCGGCGUUUGCAUUCUGGCUACCACCAAGUUGGCGGGCGUUCGCCUUAUUCUGUCCCUCAGCCUCCCUCUUCAGGGCCCAAAGAUCUGGGUCUGUGGAGGCGACAAGAAGCCGCCAUAACUGGUCCACGGCAGCCAUACCACAUUGUCUACUGUUACAACAACCAACUAACCCAUUCGCUGCCCUGAUCUAAGAGGGGGUAGAGACUGGACCGCGAAUCACCAUCCACGGCUUAGUGUAGGGCUGACCCCUGCGCGAGGCCGCUGUUCAAGUUGAACAUCUUCCAACGGUGAGC